AUGGAACUUAAUUAUGUCAACCUUUUGAAAACAUUAAUUCACGCAAGCUCAUUUGAAAAUAAGGUACAACAACAAGAUGCCGAGCAGCAAUUGAAGCAAUGGGAGAUACAAACUGGAUAUCAUUCAUUAUUACAAGAUGUUUAUAACAACCAAGAUAAUUCUUUACAAACACGUUGGUUAGCAAUAAUUUGUUUCAAGAAUGGUUUGGAAAAGUAUUGGAGACUGUCCAAACAACACGCUAUAGUUAAGGAGGAAAAACAACAUAUUAUAUUAAGAGCGCUAGACCUGUUGUCAGAAUCAAAUGAACAACUAGUGAUCCAAUAUGCAGAUGCAAUAGCUACAAUUGCAAGAUUUGAGUAUCCUGCUGGUUGGAACGUAUUUGAUGUUCUAUUACAGAAUUUACAAAAAGCAGUGGAAAUGGAAAAUACAAUCAUUAUUAAAAAUGUUUUGGUGAUCAUGAAUUUAGUUAUAAAAAUUAUAGCCAGCGUUAGGAUUGGAAGAUCUAGGAAAGAAAUGCAUUUAAAAGCUCCAGAAAUUGUCAAAAUACUAAAACAACUUUAUGAUCAAUUUUAUGUUUUAUGGGUCAAUUCAUCAGAUCCAACAUUGAUGCAAAUCUGUUAUUUAUGUUUGAAAAAUUUACGAAGAAUAAUACCUGAAGGUAUAGAUGAAUUUCAGAAAGACCAAGAUGUUUCAGAAUUUAUUGGAUCCACUAUUGAUCAUUUCAAGUUUAUUGUAUCAGAAAAGGAUCAACUUUCAAAAAAUGUUUUAAAGAAAUUUACCAAUUGUUAUAGUAAGCUUUACAUUUCAUUAUUAAAUUAUAACCCAACUAGCUUUGUUUUACUUCCAUGUUCAGAUGAUAUCAUAACAACGUAUCUAUCAAUACUACUAGAACAAGCUCAAAAAAAUUAUGAAGGUGAUGAACUCUUAGAAAAUUUAGCAUUGAAAAGUUUUAGCAUUAUGAAAAAAUUAACUACUUUCCUAUUCAAAAAGGGAGCCUUGUCUUUGAAACAAAAAAGUGAAAAAGAAGAUAUUCAAAUAGCAAUAACAAAGCUAGGUGGUAGAUUUUUUCAACCUGAUAAUGUUAAAAACCUUUGUGAUAUAAUCAUACGAUGGUAUAUGCGUCUUCGGAAACUGGAUUUAGAAAGUUGGGAGUCUGAGCCAGAGGAAUGGUGUAAUGAAGAAUUAUCAAGUAGUUGGGAGUAUCAAGUUAGAUCAUGUGCUGAGAAUUAUUUUCAAGAUUUAGUGAAAUAUUUUCCUGAUCAAUUGACUGAAUAUUUAUUAAGUAAAAUUAGUAAUGAAUUAAGUUCUGAAGAUAUACUAGUUCAAGAUGCCAUUUUAUGCAGCUUACAAUUAUCAUCAUAUUCAGUAGCAAAUAACAUUGAUUUUGACGUAGUUUUACAAAAUGUAUUAAUACCCAAAUGCCAAAGUUCGAAUAUUUUAAGAAGAAGAAUUUGUUUAAUUGUUGCAGAAUGGGUUGGUGUGAAAUGUUCUAGAGAUCUGAGAAUCCUUAUUUACAAGAUGUUACUUAGUUUUUUGAAACAAGAAGAUGUGGUAGUGAAAAUCUCAGCACUCAAUUGUCUAAAAGCUUUGGUUGAUGACUGGGAUUUUGAUAAAAAAGAUUUUAAACCAUUUAUUGAGGAAUCGGUACAGUCAUUACUUAUUUCAUAUAACGAGUUUACAAUGACAGAGUCAAAAUUAUUUGCAAUGAAUACUUUGGCAGGGAUUUUAGAAAAAUGUAAUCCAUUAAUUGACAAUAAGGUAUUACUGAAAAUUUUAGAAGUAAUCCCUCAAUUCUGGGAUACUACUGAUGAUGAAACAAUUUUGAAAUCUUCUAUACUAAGAACUUUUAAAAAUUUAAUUGUUUCAUUAAAUGAAAAUUCUAUACAUACUCAUGAUAUUGCAAUAAAACUAAUCAAACUUACAUGUUCUUCAGAUUCUCCAUUAUACUCCACUAUGUCUGAAGAUGGAUUUGAAGUUUGGUUGGCAUUAAUACAACAUUGUCCCACGGAGGUUCAAAAUCCAGAAAUAAUUAAAUUAUUUUAUUUUUUACCGUUUGCAUUAUUAAAUUCAACUGAAAUUUUACCAACCAUAUUGUCGAUAAUUAGAAGUUAUGCUUUAUACCAGCCGUCUAUUUUUAAUAAAAAUCCACCAUUUGAAAUUUUGGCAAAGUAUUUAAAUGAUAUGAGAGAUGAUUCGUAUGAUGUAUUUGUGAUACUUAUGGAAAUAUUAAUUAUGAAUCCAAACACACAAUUGAUUAAAAAUUUAUUUUCUAGUGGAUUGAUACAAAGUAUGUUCAACUAUGUUAUGAAUGAUGACAAUAGUUUAAUUUUAACUAGUAAAAUGUUUAUUUUAUUUAGUAGAUUGGCAAAUCAAUCUUUUUUCAAACACCUGUUGAAUCAAAGCACAUCUGAUAUUUUUUUUAAAAAAUGGCUUGAAAAUUAUGAAUAUCAAAACAAUGCUCGUGAUAAAAAAGUUAAUUUAAUUGGAUUACUUACAUGUAUUGAUAAAUUACCUAAAAAUUUAAGAAUUGAUGUUAUUAGAAAAACAUUUUAUUUUUUAGAAGAAAAUGCUGAAGAUAAUUUUGGAAAUUGUGAAACUUAUAAAUCAGGUUAUUUGUAUUCUGAUAUUGAUGAAUAUUCUUAUUUGGAUUCAAAUAUUAAACCACCUUUUGAAAAAAUUAGAUAUGAAAAAUUAAUGUUUGAUUAUGAUAUUGUUUGUCAAUAUAAUUUAUUGCAGUUUUUGUUGAACUCAUUAGAUGUUUUGAAAGAGAGUCUGGAUCACGAAGUGUUGAGUGAAUUAUACUCAUCUAUGGAUGAUUAUAUGAAAGAAAUUCAUAUAUCCAAUAGAAAUCGAGGCUUAUCUAAUUCAACUAUUACAUUAAGUAAACCAGAGAUUUAUAAAGUUAACUCAGAUCUUCAUGAUUUAAAUCAAAAUACACCAACAUCAAAAAAAGAUAUCUCAGCAAUUAAAGACUGUAUAGAAUCAUUUUACCAAUUAAUUUAUUUAGAGUCAAAUUAUGAUAAUAAAAUUAGUUGGUUUCUAAUUAAUCUAUACAUCAACCCAUUUAUAAGAACUCAUUUAUUAAAGGAAAUUAAAUUACUUUGGCCAAUCUAUUUAAGAUUAUCAGUUCAAUCAGAAGAUGCAAUAUUGUUACGUAAAUUAAUUGAUGAUGCAUUAAGUAAUUCACCUUCAUUAAGUUGGCUAAGUUCCAAAUUAUUAUUGAAUUUAUCAAAUGAUAACAAUUUAUACACCAUUAUUAGAAAGCUGAUUAAUACUAAAGAAAAUAUAUCCUUAUUUGAUAAAUUGAUAAAUUUAAAUCGUGAUUUUUCAACUAUAAUUAAUUUAAUAGAAUUAUUUGUAAAACUACAAUUGGAAUCAUUUUUCCUUCCAAAUUUAAUAACUCCAUAUGUAAAAUAUAUUCAAUCAAAAAAUUCAAAUUUUAAAAAUUUACUACAAUGUAAUAUUAAGUCAAAUGUGUUAAAACUCAAUGGUAAUUGUUAUAUUCAACCAAUUGAUUAUUAUUUAUUAAAUUUAUGGAUUCCAACUAAAAUAUCAGUAACUUGUCAUUAUAUAAAUUUAAGAUCAUUUGAAUCUUUCAAAACUUUACCACAAUCAACUAUAAAAUUAAGAUUUGUAUGUGCAAGUGAAAGAAAAACUAGAUCAAUGACUCAACUGAUUGAUGCUUCAAUGAGAUCAUUUGUUGCAAGAACUUCUGAUGGUGAUGAUAUUGAAAAUUUAACCAUGGAUAUAACUAUAAGAGAAACUUUACAUUAUAAUUGGUUUAUAAAUUAUUUGAAAACUUUUAGAAAAUCAAAACAACUGAAAGUUACAAGUACUAUAGAAUCACCUGAAACUUUAAAAGCACCUGAAACUUUAAAAAAUCCAGAAACUUUGAGAGCUCCAACAACUCAAGAAAAACUACAAGCAUUUGAAUCAAGAUCGAGUCAAUCAACUUAUAAAACCAAGAAAAAAAUCAAAAGGAAAAGAUUAGCAAGUGAUUGGGAUUUAACUCCAGAUAUGGAACAUCAAACUGAUGAUAUUGUUGAUUCUGAUGCUUUAUCAACUGCUCCAACUAGUCACAAAAAGGCAAAAUUAAUUGCAAAUAAACCGGAUUGUGGAAUGGAAGGAACUGAUAUUCUAAGUAAUGAUAAUGAUUUUGAUAGAGAUAGUGGAUCUAGAGAUACUCUUUUACAAAAAGUAGUUAAUACAUCAGUAUUGGACUCUUCAAGAAGUAAUUUGUUUGGUGUUGGUGUUGGUGCAAAGAAAUCAAAAACUGAAUCAAUGAGAAGACAGCCAAAUGAUAGAAGAAAUAUAGAUAAUACCAACAACAACACUACAAUUAGAUUUGAAAAUGAUGAAACGGUUGUUGAUAGUGAAGAUCUGGAAAUCAUCAAAGCUCCCAUCAGACAACGUAUUCAUGGAAAUAAAACCGCCUCAGCUACAUUAGAAAGAACUUCCACACCAUUAUCGACUGAACCAACAGAGUAUCCUAAUACUACAACAGAAAGAACCUCGAAUUUUGAAACUUCCACUAAUGGGUUUCAUGAAUGUUUAAAAUUAUUUAGUUCGAACUUAUUGAAUAAAAUUAAUAUGGUAGAAAAUACAAAAUAA
This is a messenger RNA of Lodderomyces jiufengensis, 4611 nucleotides long. RefSeq names its product Kap120p (gene KAP120). Gene Ontology annotation, molecular function: small GTPase binding. Gene Ontology annotation, biological process: protein import into nucleus. The record is from RefSeq and is a predicted model, not a curated record. NCBI's taxonomy places the organism in Eukaryota, Fungi, Ascomycota, Pichiomycetes, Serinales, Debaryomycetaceae. Gene Ontology annotation, cellular component: nuclear envelope; cytosol. Bases 1 to 4611 code for a protein of 1536 amino acids. The transcript is spliced from 3 exons.